CAUUAUCAUCUAAUUAUUAACAGCAGAUUCUGAGAACUGCUAACAGGAGCUGCGAGGGUUUGGGUAGGGAGGGGUGUUAGGGUGUGUGUGUGUGUGUAAGUGGCAGUUUGAGUGUGUGUGUGUGUGUGUGUGUUUGUAAGUGACAGUUUGAGUGUGUGUGUUUGUGUAGCGCCGGUGUGUAUCCCUGUGCAUUUCAUGUUUGCUGAGAGGGCGGCUCUCUUCGCAAUUUGCUUCUAUCUUCUCUCUGACCCUUGAUGCUGCACAGACUCAUAAAAGACUCCAGAAGGUCAGACACAUGCUCGUGUAUAAUGAAGGGCUUUUUUCCCGCUUUGAUGGUUGUUCCUGUGCUGCAGCUGUUGUUGUGCAGCCUGACAGGUAAAACGUUCGGCCUGGCCCAGUGUAUUUUCUGGGUAAUCAUGCAUAACCUAUUUAACAAUCUUGAUGAAUAUUCUGAAUAUCUCUUCUCAUUUUGUCCUCAUUGGUGCUAUUUUGAUGACAAUGCAUAGUUGUCUCGAGAAAAUUUGCCAUAGGGAAUAUUUUUGUUUAACAGAUGCUGUUAGAAUAGUUUUUUUAAGCAUCUAAAAACAUCUAGACUUCUAUAUUUCAUUGACAUUAUCCAAAAUGUUUCCAAAGAUAUUGAGAGCCUGAGAAAUUUCACAUUUUAUAAAAGGCUAUGGGAUGAUUCAUUUUGGUCGCCUUUAAAUUGGGUCAUAUCUACUCUACCUGUCUGUUUUAGUUAUAACUUCUGUGGCCAGUGACUUAUGAGGAAAAUAAAACUGCUAGCCAGUUACACUGUUUUUUCCUUCCACUGUUUGUCACUCGUAAAGAAUAAUGAUUAUUCCCUUGCUGUUUGCUGCGUGAUGUGAAUACAACUAAUAUACAAUAAUAAACUAACUGAAUACAUAAACUUCCAUGAUCCCAAAUUGCUUCACGACAUUAUCAAAGUCGGACUUUUGUCAUUGUUUUAAAUUAGAGGCCGUUAGCAGCCAAACUUAUGUUUUGUACGUUUAAGAUAACAGAUCAUGUCAGUGCCUGCAGCAGCCAUCAUUAAGUCCCUCCCUCGCUUCCCUCUUGGCCCCUCAGCUGACCAUAUCUCCUCGGGAAAAAAGCCCGGGAGAGAUGACAUCAGAAAAACGGGGCCUUUUAAGUCCCAUCUGCGAUGAAGGAAGAGGCUUGAAAAAUAAACUUGUCUGCCAAAAACGCCCUUAUCAGAAAACCAUGGGGGACGGUUAGAUGGCCUGAGAAGCACAAGGCCUUUAUCUCGCUGGCACGCCCCUCGGUGGACCACAUCGUGCUGCUUAUCAGCUUCACGGAUGUUGCAGGAGAGUGGGGAGGAUUAGACGUCCUUGCAGCUUAAACUUUGUCCUUUUCCCUAAUAAGCAUGUUACAGAGGUCAUCGAAGCAAUGAACUCGAAGCAGAAGAGUAAAUAUGAGAAGUGAGACGUCCGGUUUAUAACCAUAACCACAAUAUCCUGCUGCUGAUUGAAGAAACACAGAACAUCUCAGUAAUGACAACGAUCUUUGACCUUGAUUGUGGAAGCUGAGGUGAACUAUGAUACCGUCUGGCAUUUCUAUGAUUGCUGACAGUUGCUCUGCAGUUGUCAGUCGUGAGGUAUCUCGACAUGACAUCAACAAAGCCACAGGCAAAACUUUUUGUUGAGCAGAACAUGAAAUGAAAGGCUGGAGAAACCAUACUGCUUCGAGAAUUGAGCCGAGAUAACAUCACAAACCCUGGGUUCUCUUUUAUCUCUUACGUCUCCUCGGCUUUCAGCAGGUUUACCCAGGCUGUGAGCAGCCGUCGUGAACGAUCAUGCUGGCCUGUAUCCAGAGACGACAGAACCUCCCGUCGCAGCGUCUGGCCUGCACUCCCAAAAGCCUCGAUGUUGCUCCGCCGCCAUUGCUGCUGCCGGCGCCACCGCUGCAGCCCUGCACCCGCAAAGGCGAGCUGGCCACCGUGAUUUCCCGGUACCCCUCUCCUGCAGAGCUGGAUGCCUUCGCCCAGCGGAACGCCAACAGCCCGCUGUCCAUCAAAAUCUUCCCCUCCGAUGUUCGGGUGCCGCAGCAGAAGCAGCUCAACAAAACCGUCAACGGCUUAGACACCACAGGCACCCACCGCUACAGCCCGUACCCCGGCUCAGGAGGCCUGCUGGCCGUCCAACACUCCGAGGUGGUCCGAAGCGGGGUGAAGAACUCUGAGGGCAGGAGGACUAAACAUGCAAACAACCACCAGGCCUCUGUGGCACCGUAUAACAAUCCUCUGAAUAAUGGCUACGCUGUCAGACAUGGGCACAAGGCCUAUCAUAUAAGCGCAUGUAAGCUCUCUGAUGUGCCCAUUGAGACCCUCUGUUCCGGUGCGGGGAUGACCUCCGGAGGCCGGAGCGUGCUCCCCCGGUCGGAGCUGGCGGAGGUUCAAAGCCUGAUGAGGCAGAUGAGCCGAGUUCCCCACAGCCAGGCCCUGCAGCUGGGGGGGGAGGCGCGGGCCAGCCCCACCGUGCAGGCCGUGGCCGCGGUGGCCCAUUCGGAUUCCGACUUUGUCCUGGGGGUGCCGCCCCAGAGCAGCCUGGCAUUCACAGGAGCGAUGCUGCCCACGCAGAGUGCAGACAUAGCCAAAGCCGGCUACCUGGAGAAAGGAGACUACGCGCUGUGGCAGCACAAGCCUCCGGUUCAGCAGCAGCAUCCGUCCUAUCAGCAGGUAGCAGUGAGGAUGUACAGUGUGAGUAACGCUGCUCAGGGGCACCGAGCACCACAGGCCGGGGUUGGCCAGUCUCCCGAAUCCUGCCUCCCCUUGGCGUGCUCCUCUCAGCUGGCCUACAGGCCGCCUCCUCCCGGUGUGGGUGCUGGGCAGGAGCGAGUCAGCAGCUCGUCCCUGAGCUGUGCUGCCAUGCAGGGCGGGGGGGCCGUCGGACAGUACUUCACUCCCCUCUGGGACGGCGUCCUGGCCACCCCGCACAGCGACUGUUACACCUCUCAGGUGCUGGCAACGGGUCCAUGCGCGGCCAGGCCUAGGGACAUGGGCUUCUCUCACCCCCACCUCCACCCACACUGCCAUCAACGCCCCCACCAGCCUCAGCAUCAUCAGCCUCAGCUGCACCCUCCUCUCCCCCCUCACAUGCAGGCCUACAGCACGGACCCGAACCUCUGCUGUGGGCUGCCCACUUCCAGCCUGUGCCACGCCGCAGUGCUCAGCAGCAGCCUGCAGUCUCUGGAGUGCCUCAUCAGUGACAUCCACCCUCCCUGCAUCAAAGAGCGCAUGCUGGGCCGUGGGUACCAAGCCAUGGGAAUGCCUCAGCUGCUGGAGCACCACCAGACAGCCCACCUCCAACUCCCCGUCUACAGAUAAGACGAGGCGCUGGGGGGGGGGGGGGGCACGGAGGUGACAAACCUGACAGCGGAGGCGUGUCGGCUCAGAACGAGACAUGCCUUUUUACGUCCGUGCAUGAACUGUAUCCGGAGACGGCUUGGUGUUAGAAGCCUGAAGGUAAAACGAUAAUCACGACCUAAGAUAGAGGUUUAUCUUAUGGACUUUUUUCUGUUUUUAUUUUUAUAUCUUAAAUGGCUGUUCUCCGUUUGACACUGAUGCUGAGCACCCAAUCACGAUUCGCCAUCUCACUCUAACAUGUAACCACUGUCUGUUGUUUCUCCGUCGGCCUUUACAAACAUGGGAAACCUGCGAAACUGAAAUAAUCAUUGGUACUCGUCUAGAAACACUUGAAUCUGACAGUUUAUGUGAAUAUAUGAUGUUUUUUUUUUUUUCAUAUUUGAGAGGGAACGUUUCUUGAUUAUUAACUCACAUUAUGUUCGUCUGUUACUUUAAUGUGAAUUUAGUUUUUCCGUGUUAACAGACAUGUGCUUCAGCAGUAUGCUUCCGGUGAACAUCUUUUUUUGAUCAUUGUGUGUUUUAUCAUGCAGUUAUAGACAAAAGUGAUGUAACUUAGUCCCGCUCAGCUCAGCCUAUUAUGGAUAAUCAACACUGUGGCGUUCAGGGCCGAGCAGGAUGUGCAGUUUGGUUGUGUUUUUGUUAAGAUUUCUAAAAGAGGGAUGUGUUAGGAUGUGACAGUUGUUGUGGCAGCGUAACACGACACCUGGGAAUGAUGGAGUGCCAUGUUGUUGAGAGCCGGAUGCCUGAAUCAUUUACACUCCUCUUCUUUUUAGGGCUAUAUGAUCUCUGACAGUGUGCGACGUGUGACUGAGUAGAUCUGUGUGUGUCUGCACUGGUUGUGUAAAACUAUUUAUUUAUGUCGGCCUGUUGAGUUCCAUAGCAAACUGUCUCUAUAAUUAUAAAGUGCAAUUAUUCUAUAUGGACAUGUGAACGCUCUCCAUGAGGUAUGAUGUUGAAAUAACUACAUUUUGCAAUGUAUGACCCUCACCCCGAUCCCCCCCCCAGCCCCCUUUUGCCCUCUUCUUAAUAAGG
Molecule: messenger RNA, 4411 nt
Organism: Pleuronectes platessa (European plaice)
Lineage: Eukaryota; Metazoa; Chordata; Actinopteri; Pleuronectiformes; Pleuronectidae
Product: protein FAM222A
Exons: 3
Coding region: 1811-3340 (509 amino acids)
Source: RefSeq, a predicted model, not a curated record